Molecule: messenger RNA, 2313 nt
Organism: Entamoeba invadens IP1
Lineage: Eukaryota; Evosea; Mastigamoebida; Endamoebidae
Exons: 1
Coding region: 1-2313 (770 amino acids)
Source: RefSeq, a predicted model, not a curated record
AUGGAUAGUAUACUGAGACAGGUGGGAGGUGUAUUAAAGAAUUUAAAAUUUGAGGGAGUCUCAGUGGAAGACCAAAUUACGUUACCACUGGAAAUACUAAAAGAAGUCCCAACGGAAGUAUUGAAACCCUUUGAGAACGACUUGAUAUUUAUUACUUCGAAAUUAUUGGAAGUCAUUCACCACUUCGAAAGUGUGAGAGUGAAAGUGUUUGAAGACGUCUGCGCGUCAAUAGAAAAGAUCAUUGGGGCGUUGAAAAGAGAAACUGUUGGGUUGAUAGUGCCUGGGAUAGUCAAAAACGUCCAACGUGUAAGGGAUAACGGGCGGGUUGAAUACCAAAAGUGUUGUGUAAUGAUGUUGUCGACAUGUUUGUCCUUUGCAAUAAUCGAGAAGCACGACGAGGAAGUCGAGAAACGGCUCACAAAAGUGGUGACCCGAUGGUAUUUAGAACUCCGAAGUGUAGUUGAUACCAUUGGAGAGAGUGCGUUACAAGUGAGUCGACACAUAGACAGUUGGCUUGUCUCUCCCAAGAACGUAUUAAUAGAGACAGCUGUACGGUGUGGCAUCACUGAAGGUCUUACUGACACUACACUUCACACUGUUGUCGAGCAAUUUGUCACUCAACUUGACAGCCAAGUCUGUGAUUUACUGAAUCAAAUGUCUUUAAAAGACACAACAGAGAAUAGUUCAAGCGACGUAGGGAACGUGACAGACACAAGGAAAGAGUGUACUGAUCUCAUUAACACCAUCAUUCAAUUAACGCUCACAAACACUUCAAUAGAAUCUAUCAUAGCAACACAAAUUGAAAAGGUCGCAGCGUGGGAAGUCAUUAUAUAUUCUGCAAAUUACCCAAUACACACUUUCAAUGCAUUGAUAGAGAAGCGCGUCAAUGAAGAAGUUGUGAAUUAUAUAAGACAGAGUGAAGACGUCAUUUUUGUGGUCAAUGGAAUACAACAAGACUCUAAGAAUCCACAGAGAACUCAUUCUAAAAACAAGAGUCUUUUAUUAGAACAAAUCGAAUCGAGCGCACUACAUUUGCUUGUUGAAAAGACGAAGAAGAGUGACGACACAACAAAGUCGGUAAUCCUCAACGAAGUCAUUCAAAACUGCUUUGAUAUUUCUGCUCUUCAAAUAGUCGUGAAUUCAUUCGAAGAAAUCGCACCAGAGACUGCACUCGACAUCUUCAUGAAGUGUUCCUCUGAAAGUGAAAUCAAAGAAAUUUCAAAGUGUUUACUUAGUAAAUGUUCUCCACAUGACUUACUUAAGAAACUUUCUCUCUUCGAGUGGGCUGGAUGGAUAGAAGUUUGUGUGUCAAAUAGUGUCGUUCAAAAUGUCGUUGUUAUGGAAGAACCUCUAGUAACAACAAUAGUUCAAAAAGCUAUUAAAAUAGUACCUUUUCUGCAGAGUGAAGACUUCUCCUUAACAUACGUGUUUAGACUGUUAACAAAUGUGAUCAACCAGAGUCAGAUCUAUGCCAGACACGCAGAGGAGAAGGGGAAUACCAAUGAAGUGAUAAACACGAUGGUACAUAUGAUGGGGUUUAAUACUCAGAACGUUGAAAAAUACUCUUUACAGAAGAAACGACCGAAAGAGGAGAAGCAGAAAGAAAAGCAGAAAUACAGUGAAGUCUCUGAGAUAGUCGAGAACGCAUUAAUCAGUCUGACACAUGUCAAUUCAGAGGUUCGAGUCUCUGGAAUUGAAGUGCUGAGAAGCGUGAGUGGAUUUAUGUUAGAAAAGGACGUCGUACGUGUUAUGAAGACAAUUGGAUAUUCGAUGUCACUAGAAGAGGCGCCGUGGGGUCUUCUGACGAUACUUGAUUUGGUCACAAAAUGCUUUAAUGAGCACGGGAGUGUACUUGCAGACAUCUUUGAGAAACACCUUCAAAAGCACUUGAAGGUGGUAUUUGAAAGGUACUUCUGUCAGCCAUCUACUCCUUAUAAUAGACUCUCUGAGAUCAAGAAGAGUCUGACUGACACAUUAAUUGCUGUGUUUAGUCAUUGCCACAUAACCACUGAGAUUUGUUAUGAGAUUGGAAGACAUUUGAUUUGUCUGAUCUCCUCUAAGGAGCGCCUUCUUGAUACAAUCGAGUACACAACUAUCAGUGAGUAUGUCGGUAAGAUCAUACUCUCUAUUAGUCAGUCGGACACCGAUGGGUUCUAUCAGAUAGUAAUUCCUUUACUUCUAAAAUAUAACACAAACAAUGCGUGGUGGAAUGGGUACUGCGAGAGGUACUCCAAACUCUUUGAAAUGUCGGUUGAGAAGUACUCUGAAAAUAAGACUCUAUCAAAGUACCUUCUUGAGUCUUGUCUCAUCUAA